This is a messenger RNA of Myzus persicae (green peach aphid), 1584 nucleotides long. Its product is annotated as calcitonin gene-related peptide type 1 receptor-like. Lineage: Eukaryota; Metazoa; Arthropoda; Insecta; Hemiptera; Aphididae. Gene Ontology annotation, cellular component: plasma membrane. The record is from RefSeq and is a predicted model, not a curated record. Gene Ontology annotation, biological process: cell surface receptor signaling pathway; adenylate cyclase-modulating G protein-coupled receptor signaling pathway. The transcript is spliced from 10 exons. Bases 105 to 1490 code for a protein of 461 amino acids. Gene Ontology annotation, molecular function: G protein-coupled peptide receptor activity.
CGUACGUCGUUGUCGUCGUCGUCGUCGUCGUCGUCAUCUUCGCUGUGAUCCAAAACUUUACAAACCGCCGCCGCGCCGGGGCCAUAUUCAUCGACAAGUUGACGAUGGCUGAUUAUCAAUAUGGAUUGUCUAAUAUCCAGGACAAUCAUAUUCUGCAUCAAGUUAUUGCUAAACGAAGAAAAAUGUGCGAAGCCGUAAUAGACGACCCACCAAUGCCCGACACUGAUGCUUGGUGUCCAGGAGAAUUUGAUGGCUGGACGUGUAUUAAUCGGACAAAGGCUGGUGAAAUAGCAAAAUUUCCAUGUCCUUAUUUUAUUUUGGGGUUCGAUACAAAACGGUUCGGACAGAAAACGUGCCUACCAGACGGCUCGUGGUUCAAACAUCCGGACAGCAACAAGACGUGGUCCAAUUACACUACGUGCGUCGAUCUGGAUGAUCUUAAGUUGAGGAAUCAAGUGAACAUGAUCUACAAAUGGGGCUACACCGUGUCGCUGGCCGCUCUGGCGGUUUCCAUAUUCAUAUUCUUUUAUUUCAGGAGCCUCACGUGCACUAGGAUACAGAUACACAAGAAUCUGUUCAUAUCGUUGGCCGUCAAUAAUUGUCUAUGGUUGGUGUGGUACGAAGCGGUUGUCGACAAUUUGCCGGUGCUGAUGACGAACGGGCUGGGAUGCAAACUGCUGCACGUCCUGGUCCAGUACUUUCUGGUGGCCACGUACUUUUGGAUGUUUUGCGAAGGUCUGUACUUGCACACGUUGCUGGUGGUCACGUUCCUCACCGAGUCCAAAGUGAUGCCUUUCCUGCACACGAUUGGCUGGGGCAUACCGGCACUGUUGGUGUCCACGUAUGCGGCUCUCCGGACUGCCACUCCCGGCGAGACUUUACAUUGCUGGAUUCACGAAUCUCUUUACUCGUGGAUACUCUCGGGUCCGGUGUGUCUGUCGAUGUUGGCCAACCUCGUGUUUCUGAUCAACAUUGUCAGACUUCUGUUGGUCAAGUUGCACGCCCGACAGAUAACCAUGUCCAGUCCGAAACACGUGCCGCCCAGGGAACGGGCUCAGUCAUUCAGCCUCCGGAGCUUUAAACGGAACAACUGCAGUGUGGACAGCUACGACAAGGCGCCAGCGUCGUCGAGUAGGACCGGCAAGGCGGUCCGGGCCACGCUCAUCCUGAUACCAUUACUCGGGCUCCAGUACAUCGUGACGCCGUUCCGACCGGAACCCGGAACUUCCUGGGAGCCCGUGUACCAGGUCACAUCCGCUGUGGUCGCCUCGUGCCAGGGCUUGUGCGUGGCACUGUUGUUUUGCUUCUGCAACGGAGAGGUACUAUCCGAAAUGAAGAAACGGUGGAAACACUGCUGGAUCAACAAGAACGGAUCGUGGAAUCCUUGCAUGAGAGGUACAUCUGUCUCCUCGCCUCAACACCACCCUCGGCUAUUGGUGACCGAAGAUCAGCAGACCCAGGUGACCACAACAACUUGUUUUCUCGUUUAAUUUAUAUUUACUAUAAUGUGUAUUUAUAAUAUUCAAAUCAUUUGCAAAGAAAUAAGUUUUCAAAAACGAGUAAAAGAAUUACCGUUUUAUAAUA